UUCACACAUUUCAGUGACAGCCUCCUCUCUCCACCCGUCGCUCUUUCUUCCCCUUGGGACGAAAACCCUAAAACCCAAAAUCCAUGGCGGGCAAUGAAGGAGAAAGCUCAAGCUCAUCAUCAGCAAAACCAUUGAUCGUCAGAGUCAAGAGAAAGUCUUCACAAUCCCCACUCGAAGCUCUCUGGUUAGAAAUCAAUGAAAGACCACUUAAAAGACCAUUGGUUGACUUUGAUAAACUGUCUAUCACCACCGAUUCAUCCAUUACAGAGAUUGUAGAGAGAAAGAAAGUAUUGGUACAACAUGUAGAGACAGUUGCUAGUUCAAAAGCCUCGAUCCAAGUCUUGCAAUCAAUUGUGGUGCCUAACUCUGAAGAUGCUGUUGAUUUCAAAACUAAGGUUGAGGAACGAAGACAGACUUUCAAACAAGAGAAUAAGCAAGAUAAGUUGCUGUUGAGAGCUAGAGAAAAGCAUGAGGAUAUGGCAAAAAAUGCUCGGUUUGAGCAAAUAUGGAAGAGGAGAAAGGGAAAGGGCAUACAUGAAAUGUGCAAUAUUUAUGAUGUUGUUCGUGUUGAUGAAGAGGAAGAAAUACCAAAGAAGGUGGAACAAACAGAAGACAUGUCUUUGGAGGAUAGUCAAAUUUUGUGCAACUUUAUGCCUCUUCUAAGGGAGUAUCUUCCAGAGGUUGCCUCAGAGAUCCAAUCUGAUAUGUACUCAUACAUUAACAACGGUGGAGCUAUGAUGGAUGAUUACGUUUAUGACUUGUACGCUGUGAAGGACGAGAUGAACACAGCUGAACAAGAAGAUGAUCUGGAUGCAUAUCCCCUAGUUCAAGUAGGUGAAGAUGAUGAUUACUAUGAUGGACCACAGGAAUCUGAGUGGGAUACCAGCGAUUCAAACGCUGAAGAUAAUCCACUGAAUGAAUACCCAGACGAGGAGUCGUCAGAAGAAGAAUCUGAGGAAGAGGAAGAGGAAGAUGACGAGGAUGAAGAUGAGGAAGAGGAUGAGGAUGAGGAUGAGGACAAGGAGGGUGUGACUUGUGUCAGAGGCUUCAGAGAACUUGAUGAGUUCGGUAAAACUAAGACUCUACACAGUUCUGAAGACGAGUACUCGUAUGAAGACGAAGAUGAAGAUACAUUAGCUGAUGAUGAAGAUGAAGAUAGCUGGAAAUGGAAACAUCGCUGAGGCAUAUUGCUUCAACAAGAACACCGUAUCAACAUGUUCAGAUGAAAUUUUGAGGUUUGGGUCUAUGAACUUUUGUGAAUACUGUCAGCUGAAUAGAAUUUCAGUGCUUAGACUCGGGCUUUUAUAGUAAGUAGUGUAAGAACCAAAAACAUACGACUAAACUCUGCAAUUAGCAGACGCAUCUUUCCUAAGUUUCCUUUUGCUGCUGCGUUGUCUUGUUUGUGAAGAUUGGAAAAGAUGCGAGGGAUCUUGAAUCUUAAUGAUUUUCUGCGAAAAUUGAUGUGAUGGUA
This is a messenger RNA of Papaver somniferum (opium poppy), 1471 nucleotides long. Its product is annotated as RNA-directed DNA methylation 4-like. The coding region runs from base 84 to 1181 and encodes 365 amino acids. The transcript is spliced from 10 exons. The record is from RefSeq and is a predicted model, not a curated record. NCBI's taxonomy places the organism in Eukaryota, Viridiplantae, Streptophyta, Magnoliopsida, Ranunculales, Papaveraceae.